Pneumocystis jirovecii RU7 is the source of this 2304-nucleotide messenger RNA. RefSeq lists its product as uncharacterized. The record is from RefSeq and is a predicted model, not a curated record. Lineage: Eukaryota; Fungi; Ascomycota; Pneumocystomycetes; Pneumocystales; Pneumocystaceae. The coding region runs from base 1 to 2304 and encodes 767 amino acids. The transcript is spliced from 13 exons. Gene Ontology annotation, biological process: cytoskeleton organization. Gene Ontology annotation, cellular component: cytosol.
AUGGCUUUUUUGAGCAAAAAUGAACAAAUAACAAACGAGAAAGAGAAUAAUGAAAGAGAUGAGCUACCUAGGGACUCACUGACACUGUUAGAACUACGUAAGAUCUUAUCAGAUGCCUGUGAAAAAGAAACAAUUAAAUGUGCUUUUGUAUACGCUGAUACAGAUACACGUGAAAACGAGCUUGAAGAGUGGUAUGAUGGAUGUAAUGUCCAUAUUAUUCAAGGAAAACAUGGAAAUGAUUUGAUUGUGUUAGAAUGGGUAAAUUGUAAAACUAAAGAAAAAAAAGAAUUUAUUACCCGUUGUUUGAAAGAAUUAGACUCUAAAAACAUUAAAGAGCGUAUAAAAUCAUUCUUUGUUUUAUUUUACUUAUCACAAGGAAAUUAUGGAGAGACAAAGGACCAGCAAGAUCAAAUGUAUUGGAUACAUGAAAAUAACAAAAUUAUGAACGAAUGUGGUGCACUUAAAAUAUUAUAUGAUUCAGUAAGAACAUGUAUUAGCUCAUUAAAUGCUUAUAAAAAAAUUAUUGAAGAAGGAUCAGAUAAAAUAGAAAUGGAUAAAGCAAAUUUAUUGAAAAUAGAAUUAAUCUGCAAAAUGACAUCACUUUAUUUUCUUAUUGAAACGUUUAGAUCUGAUUUAGAAUUUCGUAAAGAUGUUGUGAAUCUUUUUCCACCUAUAAUAGUAUGGAUUAUUCAAGAAAUUGCGAAUUUAAGAGAUGAUUUUAAUCUGUGGAAGUCAUAUUUUCCUAUUAUUCAAACUAUUCAGAUUUUGUGGAAACUUAUACUUUGCGUUCUUGGGAAUACAAACGAUCUAUUAAGUGCAAAACAAUACGCUAGAACAUUGGAAGGAUUGCCAUCAGAACUUAAUAAAAAAGAAAUCAUAGCAACACCUCUUGAUUAUCAUAUAUUUAGACAAUAUAUUAUUUCAAAAUAUCCGUCGUAUAACCCUCCACCUACAUUACUAGAUAUGGAUUUAGAAUAUACUACAUUACUUCCUAUGAAUACAAAAGAUACAACUAAAAAGGCACAAGAAGGAAUUUGUCCUUUAACUACAAAUUAUUCAGCUACUCCGUUACCGUCUCCAUGUCCUUCUCCUAAAAAAAGACAAUUUUUGUUUGAAAAGAAUCAGGAUUUACCUUUCUUGCUUCCUCUUUCUGAUACACCUCAUUUAGAAGUACCUACAAGUAUUAAAGAAGCUAGUGAAUUAUUCAAAAGUAAAACACAUCUUGAUUUAUCUACACUACAAUUAUGGAGGGAAACAAACAGAUUUAUGAAAUUUGAAAGAGGCUGGAUUAAAGAUAAUCUAGAUUUUGUGGAACCAUUCUCUUCAGAUAUAGCAAAAGAUUCAUUACAGGAUUCUAGAUUACAUGAAAUUGAAAUUAUAUAUACAUCACUAGUUUCAUAUUUAGAACCUUUUGUAUCUGUAAUAAUAGGGUUUUUAAAUUUUUUAAUAGAUGAAGAAGAAAACUAUAUAAAAAAAGAUAGAAAUGAAAAGGAAAAUAAAAGUGAAAACUUUAACAUUUUUUCUCCAGAAAAAAUUCUUCAGAUGCGAAAAAGAGAAAUUGCAUCAAAAUCAAUUUCUUCAACAUUAUUACUUCUUUUAAAAUGGUUUAAAUUAAGUCAUAUUUUAAAAUUUGAAUUUCUUUCUCAAAUAAUAUUAGAUUCCAAUUAUAUUAAUACUUUUAAUAAAUUAUUUUCUAUGUAUGACCCUGUAGAUUCUAUUUCACAUAUCUCAGAAAUUUCAUAUUUUAGUUAUUUUAAUACUUGCAAUAUGCAAUCAGAAAAUCUAAAUAAACAUUUAAAUGAGGUAUAUAAUUCUAUAGAAAAUAUUGAAUCAAAAAAUCCAAAAGAUAAAGAAACAAACAAAAAUCAAAUUUCCCAACUUUCUUGGAGGAAUUUAUUUUCUUUAGUCAAUCAUCUUAGAAUCCUUCAAAAACUUAUGAAAAAAAAAACAUAUAGAAAUUUAAUACUAAUUCAAAAAAAAACUUGGAUUCAUCUUCAAAAACUAACAAAAAUAACGAAUGAUAUUGUAGAACUUUAUACAUUAAAACUAUUUAAAGGACAAAUUCCAUAUUAUAAUAAAAAAUGGAAACAGAAUAAUAUGAAAAUAAUAACAUCUAUAUAUCUUCGUUGCAGGCCAGAACUUCAAGAUGAUUGGGUUUCACCAGUAGAAGUAGAUGUAAAUAUAGAAGAAUCUUUGGAACGUGCACUUCGUUUAUUAAUAAGCUUUUAUAAUUUUUAUCAUUAUUCAUUUCCUAAUCAAUUUAGCGACAUAGAUACAAAAAACAGUGAUAUUUUCAACACUUAA